AUGAGGCUUUCUUCCCUUUCUUUCAUUGGAGGCCUUCGUCUGGCUCUUCCUAGACUUGCAACGCCUGCGCUGUUUCAACUCCCCAUUGCAUACAGAGGCUUAUCCACAUCCUCUAAACUUCUUCAAGUCCAAAAUGAAGUUCAAAACGAUCCAGAUGCCGCUUUCCUCCAAAGGAAAACCACCAAGCAUCCUCUUUCAAGAAAAACUUUCUUGAUGGACUACUAUAAAUAUUUGAACGAUAACAACCAAAUCGUGCUUUACUUGCAUCACAAUAACUUGGUGAAGAAUGACACUAUUAAAGUCAGAUCCGAGUUGAAAAAGUUGGGCGUCAGCAUGACGUACUUGAGAAAUGCCAUUUACAAGGUUUACCUUCGGUCUGCGGAAGAAGAAGAUCCUGCUUUGCACAAGAACACCUUGAAAAACAAGAAGGUCGAGCAUCCAUUGGCCCCUCUUUUGAAUGGUCCCAGUGCUAUCAUCACAAUCAAGGAAUGUGACCCUCCACUUGUUGAAAAAGUCGUAAAGCUCUUGAAGUCUCAGAACGAGAAGCUUUUCCUACUUGGUGCCAGAAUUGAAGGAAACGUCUACAACGUCACAGACGUGGAUCAGUUCAAACAGUUACCAUCGAAGGAGCAGUUGCAGGGCCAGUUGGCCGGUGUCUUGACCGUUUUGGGUGGUGCUGGUCUUGUGAGAACAUUGGAGUCUGCUGGAACCCAUUUGUACUUAACUGUGGAACAGAGAAGAAAGGAUCUUGAUCCAGAGGAGCAAAAGGAUGAAGAAAAGAAGGAAUAA
Messenger RNA from Candidozyma haemuli, 789 nucleotides. Its product is annotated as mitochondrial 54S ribosomal protein uL10m. The record is from RefSeq and is a predicted model, not a curated record. The coding region runs from base 1 to 789 and encodes 262 amino acids. Gene Ontology annotation, cellular component: mitochondrial large ribosomal subunit. Gene Ontology annotation, biological process: translation. Gene Ontology annotation, molecular function: structural constituent of ribosome. The transcript has a single exon. NCBI's taxonomy places the organism in Eukaryota, Fungi, Ascomycota, Pichiomycetes, Serinales, Metschnikowiaceae.